AUGGAAUACCUUUCACAAAAACUGUGCAUAGAUGAUCAAAAAUAAUUGGACAAGGCAAUUUAACUGAUAAGCAAGAUAAGAUUUCAAAUAAAUUAAAAAUUGAAUGAUUUAGAAAAAUUGAUUUACGAUAAGAUCCAAGUCUUACAGGAGAAUGAAAUAUUCAAACAACUAAAUCAAAUGGAAACUUUAUUCAUUGAAUCAAAUGAUAGAAAUUUUGAUUAAAAAUCAACUGAGUUAUUCUAAAUGAUCUCUAGUUUUUCAAAUUGUAAAGAAAAUUAAAUUUCCCAUAAUAAUGUUGAAUAGCUAAAUCUCUUAUAUUUUUAAUAAGCAAUCAGAAAAUUAACGGAAUUGUAACUAUCAAACUAAUAUAUGAUGAAUAAUAUCACCAACUUAGUUGAUUAAAAUAAAAAAGACAAUAAAAAAGUUGUGAAUUCAGGUGCAUAGAAUUCAAGCAACGAGAUUUGGAAACACAAAACUUUUGCUAAAUCAAAUGAUAGAAAAGUAGCAUUUAAUUUUACCAAAAAUUGUGGUGUUGCUGAGAAUGUUUUACCCCUUUAAAAUGUGGUUUUAUCGGGAUUCCUAUUAACUUAAUUAUUUUCAGGAUUAAAUCAAUUUGAUUAAAAUAUAAAUGAUCAAAAUAGAGAAGUAGUUGUAUUAUUUAGAGUACACGAAGGAUUGGAUUUAAAUAUCUCUGUUUAUGAUGAAAUUAUUAAUAUUAAACACUCCAAAUUGAAAAUUAUUAAUGAUUGCUAUUUCAUAGAAUUAGAAUAAGAUGUGUUUUUAAAAAAAGGAAUGACCUAUUCAUUAUCCCUAGUCUCCUAAACAAAUGAAGCCUUUAAUUUAUAUAUGUUUGGUGGAAAGAGCGUCAGCUUUGGAGAAAUUAAGUUCCUCAAUAAAGAAACAGAAAACAUAAACCAAUCUGUUUAAGUCAAAUAGAGUCUUACCCAAUCUUGCAUUCCAGGAAUUGUAAUACAUAAUAGUUGA
Molecule: messenger RNA, 984 nt
Organism: Paramecium octaurelia
Lineage: Eukaryota; Ciliophora; Oligohymenophorea; Peniculida; Parameciidae
Source: the annotation of a GenBank genome assembly